Molecule: messenger RNA, 2431 nt
Organism: Amphimedon queenslandica
Lineage: Eukaryota; Metazoa; Porifera; Demospongiae; Haplosclerida; Niphatidae
Exons: 6
Coding region: 60-2351 (763 amino acids)
Biological process (GO): protein phosphorylation; necroptotic signaling pathway
Molecular function (GO): ATP binding; protein kinase activity; protein binding
Source: RefSeq, a predicted model, not a curated record
CUCACUGUUCUCAUCGAUUCUGCUUUUAGAUUGCUGCUAGGGUCGGCCGCUCAUCGGCUAUGGCCAAAGGGCCUGGGCAGCUAGGCUCUGUCGAGACUACCAUGGCAUCUUUAAAUCAUCUGAAUAAAAGAGCCUCUCACUGCACUGUGUCAGUAGGCGAUUCACUGUAUGUGUGGGCUGGUAAUCAGGAUGAUUUACCUAAAGUACAUGAUAGUGAAGAGAAGAGAAGGAUCACUAGUAAUAUAGAGCACUUUACUUAUUCAACUGGUCAAUGGAUCACUAGAGCUACUACUGGUACUCCUCCAUUAGGAGUCAUGGGAUACUGCUGUACUGCAAUAAAUGACCAUCUGUAUUAUUUCGGAGGUCAUCACAACGACUGCUUUUACAACAGUAUUACACAACUGGAUACCAUUAGUCUUCAAUGGAGAGAAAUUGAGCCGACUCAUGCAACUAGGCCAGUUAUGAGGAGAGGUUAUGGUGGAAUGAUAUCAUUUAAACAUGAUAAAGUACACCACUUACUAAUGAUAGGAGGAGGAGGAUCUAAACCAGCUGUACAACUACCUCAUUAUAAAUAUAUUAAGUUUCCUAGUGGAAGAUGGCGUACUAAUGAGCACUCAAUAUAUAAACUAUCAUCAAGAAAAUGGAAUAAUCCUUCAAUCAUUGGUCAGUGUAUACCACCUGCUAAUGCCUUUAUCAUUGAAAAGUUCAACAACACUAGAGCUGUUCUUUUUGGUGGAGUAGAGACUGAUGAUGAUGAUGAUAAGAAUACUUAUGCUAACAACAUUUAUAUAUUAGAGAUAUCAAUCAGCACUGUGUUCUGGCAGUGUAUAAAAAAACCUGAAGCAGUUGACCAAUGGCCUGUGGGUAGAUGCCAUCAUGCAGGUGCUAUUAUUAUAACUGGAUCAGACUGUCCUAUGCUAGUGAUAAGUGGUGGGUUGGAUAAGAAUAAAGAUACAUUAGAUGAUUGUUGGAUCUUUAACAUGACUGAACAUUCCUGGAUAAAGUUAGCUGUGCCUCACUCUGUUAGUAAGAGAAAGAAUCAUUCUCUCUCAGUGUUCAUUAUGAGUCCUCAUUGUGUCUGGAUAAUAACUGUUGGAGGAUAUUUUGAUAAGAAAACAAUUGCUAACAUUGUUAUGUUAACCGAAUUAGACAUCAAAUAUAUAGUUAUUAACAGGAAAGGAGAGUGGAUAGCAGGUGAUACAUUAUGCAUCAAUGGUGUCAAUAAUAAUGAAUACAAAAUGAAGUAUCAGGACCAACUACAGUUAGGCAGAAGAAUAUGGUUGGAGGAGUACCAGGAAGCAAGAAAAGGAGAUACAUCUGAUAUUGAGCAAACCCUUAAGUCUGCUAUUAAUGCUCUUGAGGAAAAGGAGAGACAAGCACAGUUUUAUCGUCAGGUAAUAGAGCAAAAAGAAAGAGAAGAAGCUGAGAAAGAUCAAGAAAUACGAAGAUAUUGUUAUCAGCUGCAAGAGAAAGAUAGAAUGCUGCAAGAGAAGGAUAGAAUGCUGCAAGAGAAGGAUAGAGAAUUAUGUCAGUCUCAAGACACAGUCCGUAUGUACCAGCAUAAUGAUCACUGGGUUAUUAGUAAAGAUGAGGUUGCUUUGACUAAGGAAAAGUUAGGAAAGGGAGCUUAUGGUUUCGUUACAGUUGGUAUCUUUAGAGGUUUAAGAGUAGCUGUCAAGUCACUUCAUACUAUCAUCAUCUCAGAUUAUAAUCGAGGUCUCUUCUCCAGAGAAAUGAGCAUAGCAUCACGAGUACGUCAUCCUAACCUGGUCCAGUUUAUUGGUGCAACUAAAGUGGGUAAUCCUCUCAUCUUAACCGAGCUGAUGAGCACUAGUCUUAAUCAUGAGCUUCGCAGAAACCGAUUAACCAAUCAACAGAUUCUGAGUAUUGCUCAAGAUGUAGCUUUAGGCCUCAACUACCUUCAUCUGUUUAAGCCUCAGCCUAUUAUUCACAGAGAUGUGAGCAGUCCUAAUGUAUUAUUAAAGCCUUGCACUGGACCUGCUGGUUUUGAAGCUAAAAUUUCAGAUUAUGGUACAGCUAAAAUAGUGCAAACUGAUAAUAUUGGUGCUAGAUCUAGUUAUAUGCCAGGCAAUCCAGCAUAUGCUGCACCAGAAGCUCCUAUUCCUGAUCAACACAGUCCAGCAAUGGAUGUCUACAGUUACUCUGUUCUCCUUAUGGAAAUGACUUUGUGUUCUCUACCAGAAAUGACAACAGCAGAGAGAGAAGUACAAUCUGGUAGUGUCUCCUGGUCUGAUAUGAAGUCCCUCAUACAAAGAGGACUUAAUGCUAAUCCUAGAGCUCGUCCUACUAUGGCUCAAGGAAUAGAGUCAUUGAAAAGGAUGAAGAUUUGAUUUAUUGUGUGUAUUUUGAUAAUCAUUACUGCUGCAUUUUAUUUAGUUUUUGGUUUUAUACUUUUAGCUUUUAAAUUUAA